Macrosiphum euphorbiae (potato aphid) is the source of this 627-nucleotide messenger RNA. The record is from the annotation of a GenBank genome assembly. Lineage: Eukaryota; Metazoa; Arthropoda; Insecta; Hemiptera; Aphididae.
AUGCUAUCAAAUGGAUAUAGAUGUAUCAAAAAAUGUACCAAAGCAUUAAAGCAAUCCUUAUUUGAUUGGAUCCUUCAUAAAUUUAACAAUAUAUUGACCAGAACAAUGAGUGACAUCCCAGCAGCAUCUACAUCAACAGCAUCAACAUCAUCAGCUUCAACGUCACAAACCAUGCCAUAUACUUUUGAUAACCAGUUUCCACUACGAGAUUUAGAUUGUACAACAACAGAUGAAUCAGAAAUGUCGUCUGAUGAAGAAAUGAUUAAUUACCAAUCGAGUGACUCAAAUGAUAAUAUGUGUAAUCCAAUAAUUGACGAUAACAUGGACGAUACUUCAUGGUCGUCAUCAUCUAAUACAUCAUAUGGAGAUAAAUCACCUGAAAUUACUGAUGAUGAAAUAAAAGAGAUGAUUAGAGAGAGCUGGGCUCUUGAUAAAUCAACUAAUAGUCAAGAAAUCCCAGAUAGUUUUACAUCACCAAUACUCAUAUUAGUUCAGAUGAAUGAAAUUGGAAUCGACCUGAUCAAUGUGGAAGAACAUGCAAAAAGACUUAAAGAACUUGAAAAAGAAAUAGAUUUUAUAGAAUCAACAGAAUGGAUGUAUCACCCAAUAGACUCAUCUAUUAGAUAA